Orbilia oligospora ATCC 24927 is the source of this 1104-nucleotide messenger RNA. RefSeq lists its product as uncharacterized. The record is from RefSeq and is a predicted model, not a curated record. Lineage: Eukaryota; Fungi; Ascomycota; Orbiliomycetes; Orbiliales; Orbiliaceae. The transcript has 4 exons. The coding region runs from base 1 to 1104 and encodes 367 amino acids.
AUGAAGCAGAAAAUUUUCCUCCUGAAAUAUUUCUUUGCGUCGUUAGGAAUAGUUGUUGCUGGACCGAACAACAUUGGUGCACCCGUAUCCCAGCAUCAGCUCGAGGAUAUUUAUAUACCGAAAAUCCUUAGUGGGGUUACCACCCAGAUCAUUACCUCAACCACCACCACCACCACAGUCAUCAAGGCUACAACCACUGUUAAAACCACUGUUUGGGACACAAUCCGCCCUACCACAUGCACACGGACUACCACGAUCUGGGCAACAGGGGGAGUCACAUCCACGAUGUGGGUUAAGGAUCCCGAAAUAGUGACCUCAUAUGAAACCGCCCCUUGUAUCCUUUCUAUCGAAUCUAUCGGAACCUCCCAUCACUCAACAGGAUUCCCAACUGGUGCCCCGACAUUCCGCCCCCACUCGCGACAUACUAGAGUUGUUGAAAACCAGGACUAUACUACUAAAGGGACCCGAGUCACUGAUUGGAGGGCAACGGCAACGAUAAAUAACAUUUCACUCCCCCCUCCCCGGGCGCCUCGCGAAUGGGUCAAUGAAGAACAUCCCGACCACGACGGUUGUAGGAACAAGCGCCUUUCUCCACAUUACUUCAUUCAAGCCAGUUUGGAACUAAGCUCCCACAAAUUCGAAGACACUAAAGACCAUUAUGUUUACAAAGGGGCAUUCGGGUUUCCGAAAAGCGAUUGGGAGAGCCAAGAUUUAGAUCAUGAGUCCCUCGCUACAAAACGCCCAGUCCUCUGUUUUAAGGGUACUCACGCGAGAAUUUAUAAUAUGCAGAACAGGCCGAUUUACAUCGUUGCUUUGAGCUUGAUACCAGUCGAAGGCGCAUUCCCUGGAGUUUUGAACACACGCACCCAGAAGCUCGAUGUGGGGUUCAAAUUCUACAAUCAGUUUGAACGCCGUGAGCUGGAUGGCCCCCAUCCAUCGGCAGAUACGCUUAUUUAUCGACAGGGCUUUACGUUAGAAGACAAUCAACGUAUAGAGCAAGGCCAAGCUUUUGAAAUUAUGUAUGGACCCGAGAAGAGAGACGGUCAAAAUAUAGCUUUCUAUGAUACCCACUUUUAUUUGGCGGAUGUUCUAGGUUGCUCAUAA